GAUUUUUUUCUCCCCCACUCCCGAACCCUAGCCGCGCCUGCGGAUCUUCUCCGUUCCAGCGACGAAUUUUUCUCCCACGACGGCUUUGUCAUCCUCAGAGCUCCACAGCAGCGCAACUCCAAUUCCUCAGAGCUCCUUCACCCGUUCCAGCGUUCCAGCGACUUCCGCUCUCCGAGUCCAGCCAGUGUUUCCAGCGACUUCCGAAAUCCGAGUCCAGCCAGCGACGAGACGACUUCCGAACUCCGAGUCUCCAACAAGUUUCCCUCAAGUCUCCAACAGCUCAAGCCCCCAGCGUCGUCUCCAUCUCUGUUGGCUAGAUCUGCAACAGAGGAAAAGCAGGAAAGCUGAAUUAGAAAACAUAUGGAAUCUAAAUUUUUUCGGUUUCUCAAAAUUGUGGGAGUUGGAUUCAAAGCUAGAACCGAAGCAGAAGGCCGUCAGCUUUUCCUGAAACUAGGUUACAGCCACGAGGUGGAGUUUGCUGUCCCUCCUGCUGUCCGAGUGUUUUGCUUCAAACCCAACAUAGUUUGCUGCACUGGAUUAGACAAACAUAGGGUGCACCAGUUUGCUGCUUCUGUUCGUAGCUGCAAGCCGCCUGAGGUCUACAAGGGCAAGGGUAUAAUGUAUAUUGAUGAAGUUGUUAAAAAGAAGCUAGGGAAGAAAUCAAAAUGAUGUUUAUUGUUUAUUGUUGAUUUGUGCGAGUUUGUUUGCAAGAAGCUCAGUCUUCUCAUGUCAAGUUGUUUGUUUUAGGAAAUGGUGAUAAGUUGUUACCUUCUUUGAUGAAAUGGUUUUAAGUGGGGGUUUGAGUCCCCUGUAUCAUCCUAGUUGCUCAUUUUCUUGUUAUUGGAUAUCUAUUAUAUAUAAGCCUGUUGCUUUAGCA
Messenger RNA from Asparagus officinalis (garden asparagus), 877 nucleotides. RefSeq names its product 60S ribosomal protein L6, mitochondrial-like. The transcript is spliced from 2 exons. The coding region runs from base 361 to 669 and encodes 102 amino acids. Gene Ontology annotation, molecular function: rRNA binding; structural constituent of ribosome. NCBI's taxonomy places the organism in Eukaryota, Viridiplantae, Streptophyta, Magnoliopsida, Asparagales, Asparagaceae. The record is from RefSeq and is a predicted model, not a curated record. Gene Ontology annotation, cellular component: ribosome. Gene Ontology annotation, biological process: translation.